This is a messenger RNA of Pediculus humanus corporis (human body louse), 1488 nucleotides long. Its product is annotated as molybdopterin- binding protein, putative. The transcript is spliced from 2 exons. Gene Ontology annotation, molecular function: catalytic activity. The coding region runs from base 1 to 1488 and encodes 495 amino acids. The record is from RefSeq and is a predicted model, not a curated record. Lineage: Eukaryota; Metazoa; Arthropoda; Insecta; Psocodea; Pediculidae.
AUGUUGGUCGUAGGAAUUCGUAAAUGUUUAAUCAUCACUAGUCGAAGAUGUGUUCAUCACGAUAAUGGUCAAAUAAUGACAAGGAAAAAUAUAAGACCUAAAACAAGCGGAAUUAUAGUUACAGGUGAUGAAGUUUUAAAAGGUCAAGUUCUAGAUACAAAUUCUUACUUCCUAUGUAAAAAUUUAUAUAAAAUGGGAAUAAAAGUAAUGUCAAUAUCUAAAGUACCUGAUGAUUUGAAUGUUAUAUCUGAAAAAGUAAAGGAUUAUUCAAAUAAAUAUGAUUAUGUUCUAACAACAGGAGGUAUCGGUCCCACACAUGAUGACAUAACAUUCGAAGCUGUCGCCAAAGCAUUCGACGAUGAAUUAGUCUACCAUUCGGAAUUGGUUAAAAUUGUUAAAAAUUUCUACAAGACAGAUGAUAUAAAUCAUCCAGGUUUGAAAAUGGCUAAAAUACCUAAAACAGCAAAUGUAACAUUUGGUUUUGAUCCGAUAACGAAUAAGAAAGCAUUUUAUCCGAAUGUAUCUGUUAAAAAUGUAUUCAUGUUUCCUGGUGUUCCAAUUUUAUGCGAAAGACUUUUCAAUUUUACUAAAAAUCAAUUGUUUUCGAGUAAUCAAAAAUUUCAUUUGAAAGAAUUGUAUUUAUCAUCGAAUGAAGACCUCAUUGUGAAUGAACUUAACAGUGCUGUUAAAAAAUUUCAAAAUGUUUUAUUCGGAUCGUAUCCGAAAUAUUUUCACAGUUAUUACAAUGUUAAAAUAACAAUUGAAUCCGUCGACGAAUCGGAAACGGUUAACGCACACGAAUACCUACGUCGAAUCAUACCUGAAAAAUAUCAAAUUGAUUAUGAUGGCGAUCCAUUUUCUGAUAAGUUAAACAAAAUGAAAAAAUUAAAUAAUGACAAGUUAAAUGAAACGUAUGAAAAAUUAGAAAGGGAUUUAUUGGCGGGAAAAAAAAAAAAUUCAAACGAUAUUUUUAUUUAUUUCGACGGAAGUAUAAAUUCAACGGUUUUGCUUCACAUAAUGGCGACGAUAUACGAAAAAAAUUAUACGGAUAAACAAUCUAUGAAUUGUAUUUAUUUGGAAAAAAAUAUUAAAAUAAAUUCGUACGUUAACGAAACUGUUAAAAAUUACAAUUUAAAUCUAUUGAAAUUAAAUCGUGAUAAUUUUAUUCAUUUUGCCAAAUCCCACGGGAACAUACUCAUCGUGAUCGGAGUUAGAAAAACGGAACCCAAUUCGUCGGAGAUAUUAAAGUCGUUCAAUGGCGUUAACUUUAUAAAUCCGUUAUUUGAUUGGAAUUAUAGCGAUUUGUGGAACGUAACGAGAAACCUUUAUCUGCCAUAUUGUAACCUUUACGACGAAGGUUUCACGACUAUAAAUGACGUUCAUGGUAAACCGAAUCCUUAUUUAAAAACCGUCGGACCACGUUCGGAUUUGAUUUAUUAUAAAAAAGCUCACGAAUUACAAGAUAAUUCGUUGGAACACUUUACGUAA